AUGCGUUUGUUAACCUCAAUUACCGUGAUGGCGCUAUUGUGCGGUUUGGCAGCAGCAGGAUAUGUUCACCAUGGUCAUAGCCAUGGCCAUGGUGGCUCUACUAAAGAGGUCGGUUAUAGUGUGGUUACAGCACAUGGAGCUGGCGGUCAUGGUGGUAAAUUUGGUGAAGGUGAUUCUUAUGAUAAGGGUCAUGGAGAUGCUGGACAUAUUGCUGUCGCUUAUGGUGGACACGGUGCUGAUGGUGGUCAUGACGGUCAUGGUGACGAUGAUUAUGGUCAUGGCCAUCAUGCUUAUCCUAAAUAUGAAUUUGAUUAUGGUGUUAAAGACUCCAAAACUGGUGACAUCAAAAGUCAGUCAGAAACCAGAGAUGGCGAUAAAGUUAAGGGCAGCUAUACCUUAAAAGAAGCCGAUGGCACAACUCGCUAUGUUGAGUAUUCCUCAGACAAAAAGAAAGGAUUCACUGCUGUAGUGCAUAAACUGGGAGAAGCCAAUACAGUUCAUGGUGGUCAUGGAGGCUAUGGUGGUCAUGGAGACCAUGGUGUGCAUGGCGGCCAUGGUGGUAAGGCCAGCAGUUACGUUGUAGUUAAGAAACAUGAAGAGAAGAAACACUAA
Calliphora vicina (urban bluebottle blowfly) is the source of this 612-nucleotide messenger RNA. Its product is annotated as adult-specific cuticular protein ACP-20-like. The coding region runs from base 1 to 612 and encodes 203 amino acids. Gene Ontology annotation, cellular component: extracellular matrix. The transcript is spliced from 2 exons. Lineage: Eukaryota; Metazoa; Arthropoda; Insecta; Diptera; Calliphoridae. The record is from RefSeq and is a predicted model, not a curated record.